Messenger RNA from Diaporthe amygdali, 756 nucleotides. RefSeq lists its product as uncharacterized. The record is from RefSeq and is a predicted model, not a curated record. Lineage: Eukaryota; Fungi; Ascomycota; Sordariomycetes; Diaporthales; Diaporthaceae. The transcript is spliced from 2 exons. Bases 1 to 756 code for a protein of 251 amino acids.
AUGACGUCGAGCACGACUUUUGUUUUCGUCCCUGGUGCGUGGCACCCGGCGUCCGCGAUUGACCCAGUCGCGAAGCCGCUGAGUGCCGCCGGGUACGCGGUGAGGGGCGUCGACCUCCCCAGCGUCGGUGCGGAGCCGCCGCUGGACGGCUUCGGGCCAGAUGUCGACGCGAUCAGCAAGGUGAUCGCGGAGGAGGCGGACAAGGGCCAGGACGUCGUCCUUUUCAUGCACAGCUAUGGCGGCGUCGUCGGCACGGAGGCGUGCCGCGGCCUGGGGGGGAAGGACAGGGAGGCCGCCGGGAAGAAGGGCGGCGUGAUCAGGCUGAUCUACUGCACUGCCUUUAUGGUGGGCGAGGGAGUGUCUCUGAUGGAUAUGCUCGGUAACCAGCCGUUGCCGUGGUUCAUUAUCUCGGACAGUGAGACUCGCGUGAAACCCAACACGCCCGAGGAGAUUUUCUACAACGAUCUCAGUGCCGACGAGGCGAAGAAAUCCAUCGACACUCUGAAGCAUCACAGCUACAAGGCCUUCGCUACCAAGCUCACUUACCCCGCGUAUAAGCACAUCCCGACGACUUAUCAUCUCUGCAAGAAGGAUAAUGCUAUCCCGUUGUUUGUGCAGGAGAAGAUGGUCGAGGAUGGAAGGGCUUUGGGUGUAACUAUCGAAACGGAGACAUUUGAUGCAUCCCAUUCGCCCUUCCUGAGCCUGCCGAAUGAGGUUGUCGCUUCUUGCAGAAAGGCUGCCGGUGAGAGCCAAUAG